Molecule: messenger RNA, 1096 nt
Organism: Penaeus monodon (black tiger shrimp)
Lineage: Eukaryota; Metazoa; Arthropoda; Malacostraca; Decapoda; Penaeidae
Product: tetraspanin-3-like
Cellular component (GO): membrane
Source: RefSeq, a predicted model, not a curated record
GGAGUGGGCGUGGCCACAGUGGUCCUUGCUUCAAUCUUCAUCUCUAAGAACGGUGAAUAUGGAAGCUUGCUUGCUAGCGGGACCUUCACGUUGCCGAUUUGUAUCCUGAUCGCUGGACUCUGCAUCCUCCUCUUGGGCUUCUUCGGUUGUUGCGGCGCCUUGAAAGAAAACGCCUGUAUGCUUCACACAUAUGCGACUAUCGUCCUAAUUUUGUUUAUCGCUGAAGUGGUCCUGGGCAUCCUGAUCUUCGUUUACACCGAUGAAGCUGAAGAAAUCGUUACUAAGGGAAUGGAUAAGGUCUUCAACGAGUACGGACAGCAGGAUGAAGCUCUCACUAAAUCCCUUGAUCUGGCUCAACAAAAGCUUCAGUGUUGCGGAGUUAACGGAUACAAGGAUUGGCUUAACUUUACCUUUGGAAACGGGACGGGUAAUGUGGCCAUGGGUUGCUGCAUAGAACAAACUAACAAUUGCUACGAAGGAGUGGCAUAUGAAACGGAGGAAACGGCAAAAAAAACCGUCUACAUUCAAGGAUGCUAUCAAGCUGUCAAGGAUGAUCUGCAGAAUGUUGUGGUUGCUUUGGGAGUUACCACUUUAAUUCUUGGUCUCGUUCAACUUGCAAGCAUUAGCUGUGCUUGCGGUCUUGCCAAGAAUUCCAGGGGAUACGCGUAAAGGGAGGGAGGCGACGGCGCCGGGACAACCCUUUCUUCAUACCUUCUGUUGGAACCCGCGACAGACUUUUAUGUGGUGAAUUUUCCAUAUAUAUUUAAAAUAUUUUAUCUACAAAUCGAUAAUGGAUGAAAUAAUACACCUUACUAAGACUACUACAGAUUUGUAAUAUUUUAAUUCUCUUCUAUACCAGAGAACAGGAGGAACCCAAAUGUCCAUAAAUACCCACUUCCAGUACCUAAUUACUUUGAUUGUCUUGAAUUUGGGCUAAGAUUUCCUAUUUGAUUAAAUCUUAGGAGAUGGAAAUCGGUGCUUGUUUUUUCUCCCAAUGAUUUCUAUUUUGUGCACUCCUCAAUCGUGUGGCGAUUUGUGGAUUGCAAUGGAUGGACGUAGAUUCCAAAGUGAUUUAAUAAAAGCUUCCCAUAUUUUU